Messenger RNA from Eurypyga helias (sunbittern), 3549 nucleotides. RefSeq names its product FH1/FH2 domain-containing protein 1-like. The transcript has 21 exons. The coding region runs from base 361 to 3549 and encodes 1062 amino acids. Gene Ontology annotation, cellular component: cytoskeleton; cytoplasm. Lineage: Eukaryota; Metazoa; Chordata; Aves; Eurypygiformes; Eurypygidae. The record is from RefSeq and is a predicted model, not a curated record. Gene Ontology annotation, molecular function: actin filament binding. Gene Ontology annotation, biological process: actin filament network formation; cortical actin cytoskeleton organization.
CUGGAGGACUGCACGCUACAGGUCUCGCCCUCUGGACACUACCUGGACCUCGACUUGUCCCUCUUGGAGCAGAAGGAUGAUCUGGAGGGUUUCUAUGAGGAAGUCAGGAAGGGAAGACGGCCAACUCUGAUCCUGCGCACGCAGCUCUCCGUGCGAGUCCACGCCAUCAUCGAGAAGCUGUACAACUCGCAGGGGCCGGAGCUGCGACGAUCCCUCUUCUCCCUCAAGCAGCUCUUUCAGGAGGACAAGGACCUGGUGCCAGAGUUCGUGAACCUGGAUGGGUUGACGUGCCUGAUCAAAGUGGGGGCAGAGGCCGACCAGAACUACCAGAAUUACAUCCUACGGGCCUUGAGUCAGAUCAUGCUCUUUGUGGACGGGAUGCAGGGUGUCAUCAACCACAACGAGACCAUCCAGUGGCUGUACACGCUGUCAGGAAGCCCAUUUCGCUUGGUGGUGAAGAUGGCCCUGAAGCUGCUGCUGGUGUUCGUGGAAUACACGGAACCCAAUGCCCUGCUCCUCAUCCGUGCCGUCAACGCCGUGGACCAGGCGAGAGGCGCAUGCCCGUGGUCCAACCUGAUGGCCAUCCUGGAGCAACGCAACGGGGCUGACACCGAGCUGCUGGUGUUCGCCAUGACGCUGAUCAACAAGACGCUGGCAGCCCUCCCAGACCAGGACACCUUCUACGACGUGACGGACUGCCUGGAGCAGCAGGGCAUGGAGCGGGUGGUGCAGCAGUACCUGGGCAACAAGGGCACUGACCUCGACCUGAAGCAGCAGUUCUCAGUCUAUGAAAGCGCUCUCAAGCUGGAGGAUGGUGUGGAAGAGCUGCCCCCGGGGGGACGCAAGGAGCGGAGGAGGACGGACGAGGGCCGGCGUGGGUGGCGAUCCCAGGGCAGCUGCCCAGAGCCUGGCCCCGAUGCCCAGCCACUGCUGGGGNUCCCAGUGCCAGGGUGGAGGGCAGCCCUACAGGACCUGCUCUCAGUCCUUGUCACCUCUUCUUCCAGACCUUGUCCCAGCAGCAUCUACAGCAGUGCGUCCAGCGUGCGGCUGGCCCUGGCCUGCCCUCCGACUGAGAAGGAGCAGCCCCCAGGCCUGGGUGAGCGCAGCGUCUACAAAGCUCGCUUCUUGGAGAACCUGGCUGCAGCCCAGAAGGAGAAGAUCUCUUCCAUGGCCAAGGGACGGCUCGAUGUCCUCAGCGAUGCUGUGCUGGAGCAUUCCACUGCUCUUGCGCAGGACAGGAACAGCGGCAGCCCUGAGCCCGGGAUGGAGCCAGCCAGCAUAAGGUCUCGCCUGGCUCGGCCAGACACCACCGACUCGUGCAGCACCAUCUCCUCUGACACCAAGUUCAUGCUGGACAUGCUCUAUGCCAAGGGCUCCUCGGAGCCAGGGAAGGAGAAGGUCUUCCCCGAGGUCCCAUCAUCCCCCCUGGUCCAGGGUGAGGCAGAGAUGGAUGGCGAGGGAGGUGGCAGCAGGGAGCAGGAGGGCGCCCGGCUCUGUGGCAGGGCUCCAGAUGGACCGGUGGCCAGUGCCCACGCCAAGCUGGCACGUGCCAUGUCCAGCAUAGAUGCCGAGACCCACACGCAGAAGCUGGAGAACACCGGGAUGAUGCCCAUCAAGAAGGAUGUGGAGCUGACAUGGGAGCGCCUGGAGGCCAACCCCAUGCAGCUGAAGAUCAAGGACUUAGACUUCACUGAUCUGGGGGAAGAAGAAGACUUUGACAUCCUGGACACGGGGCCCAUGACCAAUGGCUCCUUCCUCUCUCCCGGCAUCAAAGCAACAAGCACUGGACCUCUCAUGGUUCCCCCUCCACCUCCUGUGGUCCCUGGCUGCCCACCACCUCCCCCUCCACCUCCUGUGGUCCCCGGCUGCCCACCACCUCCACCUCUUGUGGACCCUGUCUGUCCACCCCUCCCAGGGCUGCCAGGCCCCUCAGCAAUAGAUGGCCCCUCCCAGGCCAAGAAGAAGAGGACAGUGAAGCUCUUCUGGAAGGAGCUGAAGCAGCUGGAUGGCACAGUGGGGCCGGGCAGAUUCGGCCAGUCAACACUGUGGGCGUCCCUGCAGAACGUUGAGGUCAAUGCUGCCAAACUGGAGCAUCUCUUUGAGUCACGGUCAAAGGAAGUGCCAACUUCAAAGAAGGCCAUCGAUGGGAAGAAGGUGGUGGUGGUGCUGGACCCCAAGAGGAGCAAUGCCAUCAACAUUGGCCUCACGGUGCUGCCCCCUGUGCACAUCAUCAAGACGGCCGUGCUCAACUUUGACGAGUUUGCAGUCAAUAAGGAAGGGAUUGAGAAAAUCCUGACCAUGGUCCCGACUGAGGAGGAGAAGCAGAAGAUCCAGGAGGCCCAGUUGGCAAACCCUGAUGUGCCCUUGGGCUCUGCGGAGCAGUUCCUGCUUUCCCUGUCUGCCAUCAGCGACCUCACAGCCAGGCUCCAGCUCUGGGCCUUCAAGCUGGACUAUGAGAGCCUGGAGCAGGAGAUUGCAGAGCCGCUCUUUGAUCUGAAGGUGGGCAUGGAGCAGCUGGCCAGAAAUCACACCUUCAAGUGCAUCCUAGCCACGCUGCUGGCCAUGGGCAACUUCUUGAACGGCUCCCAGAGCAGAGGCUUUGAGCUGGGCUACCUAGAGAAAGUCUCGGAAGUGAAGGACACGGUGCAUCGGCAGUCCCUGCUCCACCAUCUCUGCCAGAUGGUGGUAGAGAAGUUCCCAGAAACCACUGACCUCUACUCCGAGAUUGCCUCCAUCACCCGCUCCGCCAAGGUUGACUUUGAUGAGCUGGCCAACAGCCUGGUGCAGCUGGAGCGGAGGUGCAGGACAUCCUGGGAUAACCUGAAGGUGAUUGCCAAGCACGAAACCAAGCCGGUGCUGAAGAACAAGCUGACGGACUUCCUCAAGGACAGCACCCAGCGCAUUGUUGUCCUGAAGGUGGUGCACAGGCGCAUCCUCAACAGGUUUCACUCCUUCCUGCUGUACCUGGGAUACCCGGCGAACGCGGCGCGGGACGUGAAGGUGACACCCAUCUGCAAGCUGCUGCGGGAGUUCGCCCUGGAGUACCGCACCUGCCGGGAGCGCGUCCUGCAGCAGCAGAAGAAACGGGCUGCCUACCGCGAGCGCAACAAGACCCGGGGACGGCUCAUCACCGAGACAGAAAAGUUCUCUGGCAUCGCUGAGGCCACUUCAUCACCCGCCGUGGUAUCCAGCGGCCCCGAGGAGCAGAUGGAAGUGGGUCACGAGAGCAUGAAGACCCUGCUGACCUCCCCCACGGAUGCCCCUGCCCGCCGCAGCCGGGCCAGCCGGGGAACAGGGCACACCACCCCAGCCCAGGGCUCUCCAGCCCAGGAAGAUGUUCCCAGUUCCCCAGAUGAUGCUUCAGAUGAAAUCAUGGACCAGCUGGUGAAAUCUGUGACGCACAACCCCAACCCCCGGCCCUGCGCCAACAAGGAACGCAGGAGGUCCCGUGGCAAUAGGAAGUCCUUGCGACGGACGCUGAAGAGCGGGAUCAGUGACGACCUGGUGCAGGCGCUGGGCCUGGGGCGGGCAUCUGGCAUGGAGGUUUGA